AGUGGAUCACUAAAGGAGCCAGAGCCAAACAAAAUCCCACCUCAGCGACCACCACCUCAAGGGGGCCCAGUGCAUCCCCAAGGAAUGCAAUCCCAAAGCCAGGAGCCAUUGCAGCCCCAGCGCGUGUUCCCCGCGGGGCAGGCAGCAAAGCCCGCAGCCUCGCAGCCCCAGCGCCCGCCCGGACCCACCACCCAGCAGCCACGGCCCCAGGCCCAAGGUCCUCCCAGCUCCAGGUUAUCAAAGGAAGCAGAGCCACAGCCACAGCCCCAGCCAGAGCCACAGCCUGCGCCACAGCAGAAGCCUCAGUCGCAUCCGCAGCUUAACAAGUCGCAGUCCUUGACCAACGCCUUCAGCUUCACAGAGUCCUCCUUCUUCAGGUCGUCCGUGAACGAGGAUGAGGCCAAAGCUGAGACCAUUCGGAACCUGAGGAAAUCCUUUGCUAGUCUGUUUUCUGAUUAGCCAGCUUUGUGUCCACCUGAUAGAGUCUGACACCGCCAUGAAUGUCCCAUAGGUUUUGUUCCCUCCCUGUGCCAGCACCCUUCUCUACUGUGCUCACUGUUGUACCAAGCAAUAUGUUAAACCUACAGAAACACAAAGGAAGAGCAGGAGGACUUUGGUGAGGGAGAUCCCAUCCAGGAACACGUGAAAAACGUCUGGAAAGAAGGAAGGGUUCCAUUGCUCCCACAGAAUGUCCGGUUCUAAGGUCCUUAUCCAUUGUAAUUUUGUGGCCUUACUGUGACUGAAGUAUAUAAUCCUAUUUGAGACUCCUUUGUAGAGUUGUGUUAAUAAAGCAUUGAGGAAUGGGUUUCUCCUCGCUUUGCCCAUUUCCAAUGCGCUGCAAUGCAUGUGUAUUUCGUGUGUAACUGUUUUGUACUGCAGAAGUAUAGUCUUGACUUGUUCAUGCCUUCCAGGUUCAGGGGGCCAUUCACACUCACAUUCUUUGUCAAGCCACGUAAAUAAUGUGAAAUUGAAGCAGUUUCUUCCUCCUUAUCCAAUCCUUCCAUCAGCUGGUUGUGGACUUCUGAUGUAUUGCUGGGAGUUAUGAGUACACUAAAUGUCAUAAAUAGAGUGUAUAUGUACUACUGUAUCUCCAUAUGUCUAUUUAAAGAAUUUAUUUCCAGGCUGUAAGCAUUACUGGGUUUAGUUGCAAAGAAAAUGCAUGACGUUGCCCUUAUUUUUGUGAACACCUUCUAAUAAAUGUAAAGUCCCAUGCCUGAUUUAAAAAAAUGUCUUCUACAAAGCUUGUUUCGACAUCAAUAUAUAUAUAUUGUCUAUUUUGACUGAUAUCAAGAGUGUAGCUUUAUGAUUGUAAAAUAUUUGGACACAAACUACAGCUGUAAGAAAAUAAACUAUCACAAUGAA
This is a messenger RNA of Hirundo rustica (Barn swallow), 1362 nucleotides long. Its product is annotated as synapsin-2-like. NCBI's taxonomy places the organism in Eukaryota, Metazoa, Chordata, Aves, Passeriformes, Hirundinidae. The record is from RefSeq and is a predicted model, not a curated record. The transcript has 3 exons. Gene Ontology annotation, biological process: neurotransmitter secretion. Bases 85 to 459 code for a protein of 124 amino acids. Gene Ontology annotation, cellular component: synaptic vesicle membrane.